UUGUAGCAAAUGCAGAUUAGGGGUUCGAUUCCCCGAGAGGCAACAUCAUCUUCUGCUUUACUUUCUUGGUGCGUCCCCCUACGCCCUAGUGUUGCGAUGCGAGUCGUGGUUGCGUGGGCAGAUCACGCGGUAAGUCGUCCUCCAGCUGCCCGCCCACCGCUCUCACUUGCAAUGCAGCCGGAGCACCUGCAAGCACCGAAGGCCGUCUGCUACGACUUGGCAUUCAGGCCUGAUGGAAGCCAGCUUAUUGCUGCAGUGGGUAGCCGAGUCCUCAUGUAUGAUGCAGCAACCGGCGACCUUCUGCAUUCGCUCAAAGGUGGAAGGAUGGACAGAUCCCCCUUUAUAAUGCAUGUUGCCACCCUUGCAGGCCACAAAGGUGCGGUCUACUGCCUUGCCUACUCUCGUGAUGGGAAACGCUUUGCUUCGGGGGGUGCUGACAAGACCAUCAUCGUGUGGACCUACAAGGCCGAAGGCAUUCUCAAAUACAGCCACGCCCACUCCAUUCAGUGCCUUGCAUAUAACCCAGUCACCCAACAGCUUGCGAGUGGGACGGCCAGCGAUUUCGGGAUUUGGUCCCCUGAACAAAAGUCAGUCUUGAAACACACAACCGUGUCCAAGGUGCUUUGUGCGUCCUGGACCAAGGAUGGCCAGAUCCUGGCUCUUGGCAUGUUCACUGGCCACGUCUACCUCUGUGACAGAUUCGGAAACGAACAAGCCAUGAUCGAAAAGUCUUCUCCAGUUUGGUCCCUGCAGUGGAACGUCCACAACAGAGCCUCUGAUACCCUAGCAGUGGCCUGCUGGGAUGGCACACUCACAUUCUUCAACAUAUCAGGCAAGCAGUUUGGGAGAUGCACAGACUUGGGCUUCGAUCCCUGCAGCAUCUCGUACACGUGUGAUGGCAGGUAUCUCUGCGUUGCUGGAUCUGGUCGAAAGGUAGAGCUUCUGUCCAACGAAGGCAUCCAACUUACCACGAUAUGUGAGACGAGCGAUUGGGUUUGGGCCGUUCGCUCUCACCCCAAGGCAGACUACGUUGCGGUGGGAUGCAAUGAUGGGAGCAUCUCUAUGUUGCAGCUGGUGUUUUCAAUGGUUCACAGCUUAUACCAAGAAAGGUACGCAUACAGAGACACACUGACCAGUGUCGUUGUCCAGAACCUCAUCUCCAACGAAAAGGUCCGUAUCAAGUGUCACGACUACGUGAAGAAAAUUGCAGUUUAUCAAAACAACCUAGCAAUACAGAUGCCUACCAAAAUCAUUGUGUAUCAAUUGCAUGGAAGUGGCCUUGCUGCAUCUGACUAUCAAGUUCGCGCAAAGCUUAACGGACGGAUGGAAUGCAACCUGUUGGUACUUACAUCACGCCACUUCAUUCUGUGCCAUGAAACGGAGCUGCAGCUUUAUUCCUUGUCUGGGACGAAAGAACGUGAAUGGUUUCUUGAAUCCUCAAUUCGCUAUAUCAAGGUUUGUGGAGGACCGGUAGGAGGAGAAGGUUUGCUUGUUGGGACGAAGGCUGGACAGGUUGUACGGCUGUGGAUAAACAAUGCCUUUGCAGUGAAUUUGUACAGUCACAAAAAUCCGAUCCGUUGCCUAGAUCUAUCUGCCAGCGGUUCUCGCCUUGCUAUUGUUGAUGAGAUGUCAAACCUGGUCGUCUACGAUCUCCAGAGCAGGACAGUUUGUUACGAGGAAACAUCUGCAAGCUCAGUGGCCUGGAACACAAAGCUGGACUCGAUGCUUUGCUAUUCUGGCAAUGGCAUGCUGAGCAUCAAAACGGCAGACUUUCCAGUGCAUCGGCAGAAGCUGCAGGGCAAUGUUGUUGGCUUUCAGGGAUCAAGAAUGUUUAGCCUUCAGAACUUUACAAUGCAGACUGUGGAAGUUCCUCAAUCAACAAGUAUGCGGCAGUAUUUGCGGACAGGGGACUAUCAGAACGCGUACCGUGUGGCUUGUAUGGGAGUCACAGAGAUGGACUGGCGGGAACUUGCACUUGAAGCUAUGAAGGGUCAGGACUGGAAAGUAGCUCGGGCUGGCUUUAUGCGUCUCAGAGACGUUCCUUUUCUCGAUCUCCUAAGCCACGCAGCUGACUAUCAACCUUGUCAUCUUGCAGCCUGCACAUAUGCCUUCCAGGGAGAUUUUGAAGCCGCUGCUCAAGCUUACUGUGAAUCUGGAGAAGUUGACAAAGCAAUGGAAAUGUAUGCCGAUUUACGGAUGUUUGAAAAAGCUAAAGCACUAGCCGAAUGCAUCCAAAACAAGGACCAGAACAACAAAGCGAACGUGAGAGACAUAAUUCAAAGGCAAGCCGAAUGGACUGAAGAGACAAACGACCACAACACCGCAGUUGACAUGUACAUCAUUGCGGGCCAACCUCAGAAGGCUCUGAGUAUUCUUGCUGCUCAUGGUCCAGCACUCAAGCUUAUUGAGGUUUCACGAAGGCUUAACAAGUCGGAUAUACAGGAACUUAAACAGUGUGCAUCACUAAUGCACAGACAUGGGUUGUAUACCCAUGCUUUGGAGACAUAUACUAAGCUCUCUGAUUUUCGAUCGACUUUGCUGCUCCAUAUAGAGCUUGAGCAAUGGGAGGAAGCAUUUACAGUAAAGAAACUUCACCCCGAGCUUCAAGAAGAUGUGAAUCUACCGUAUGCACAAUGGCUAAUCAGCAGAGACCGAUUUGAGGACGCCCAUUUGGUCUACAGACAAGCCGGGCGGCCUGAUCUGUCAGAGCGUCUGUUUGCUCAGCUCAUUGAAAACGCUGUGAAAGAAAAGAGGUUCAAAGAUGCUGCACAUAGUUCGUGGUUACUGGGUAUGGAUGGAAAAUCUGAGGACGAAGAACAUAGACGGCUGCGGCUGUGUGCAGACAUAUAUUAUGCUUACUCCUAUAUAGACCAGUCCAUCAGCGAACCAUUCAGAACAACCUUACCGGAGACGCUCAUUGGCACUGCACGCUUCGUCCUUGCCCGAAUUCCUAGGAACUCCAUUGCAGGGGUUUCCGUCGCCAACAUUUUGGUUACACUUGCCAGGCAUGGGGAACAACUAGGUGCACACGACGUUGCAAAGGAAGCAUACGAGCAUUUGCGGCGCUUGAGGGUGCCCUCAAGCUGGGCAGACAAGCUGGAGGCUGCCACUUUAGCUUCCAGAGCUCGCGCUUUUGGCAGGACCAUCGGCCCUUCCGUUUGUUUCAUAUGCUCUGGGACAUCCCCCUUCGUCUCCUACUUUGAAACCGACUCGUGCGCCAAAUGCCGUCAGCCCAAGUUCUGGUCUUUCUUGACUUUCCGGCAGCUUCCUGUGGUUCAAGUCUUCCUAAAGGAUGGCAUCACACAUCAACAGGCACUGGAACUGUUGCAGCGCUACAACGAGUCUGAUGUGCAUGGAACAAACGUGGAGUACUUGGGCCUGCAGCACAACCUCCAUACUGGACGAGUUUAUAUGGAUGACAAAACGCUGUCUAAGCUGCAGGCCUCGCAGUUUUUCGCAGUCGUGCCAACUGGAGGUGCCACCAUUCAAGCUCGCUACUUCAUAAGUCUAGAACCUUCACUGUCACUAUUUCAGUGCCCAUCGUGCGAGCACUUUUUUGAGUUGGAAGAGUGGGACUUCACCGUCCUCAGGCAUGGCUGCUGUGCGUUUUGCCGAAAUGCUAUGUAAAAAGGGAAUAUUCUAGAACCGC
Selaginella moellendorffii is the source of this 3649-nucleotide messenger RNA. RefSeq names its product intraflagellar transport protein 122 homolog. The record is from RefSeq and is a predicted model, not a curated record. Lineage: Eukaryota; Viridiplantae; Streptophyta; Lycopodiopsida; Selaginellales; Selaginellaceae. Gene Ontology annotation, biological process: protein localization to cilium; intraciliary retrograde transport; non-motile cilium assembly. Gene Ontology annotation, cellular component: non-motile cilium; intraciliary transport particle A. Gene Ontology annotation, molecular function: protein binding. The transcript has 20 exons. The coding region runs from base 10 to 3627 and encodes 1205 amino acids.